Notolabrus celidotus (New Zealand spotty) is the source of this 1583-nucleotide messenger RNA. It is a transcript of the gene fgfbp2b, whose product is annotated as fibroblast growth factor binding protein 2b. The transcript has 2 exons. Gene Ontology annotation, biological process: cell-cell signaling. Lineage: Eukaryota; Metazoa; Chordata; Actinopteri; Labriformes; Labridae. The record is from RefSeq and is a predicted model, not a curated record. Gene Ontology annotation, molecular function: growth factor binding. The coding region runs from base 454 to 1206 and encodes 250 amino acids.
AAUAGUCAAAGACCCUCCUGUGUAACAUUAUAUAAUGUCUUGCAACUCUUUUUCAUGACUUUCGGAUUCAUGUGUGUGCCGGCUCUGUCAGCUCCCACAGACCCGCUGACCACUGCCCCUCACCCUUCUUCCCCCUCCCUCAGUUUAUGUUCUCCCCCUCCUGCCAUCACUCCACUUUUUUUGAGUCUUGAACACACCACACAGGCCCUAUGUGGUCUGCAUAUGUGUGUGUGUGCGUGUGUGCGUGUAUGUGUGGUGUGAUGUGGGGGGUUUUCAGUGCUGGAGGAGGAGUCCUUCAACUCACCUGAAUAAUACCUUCUUUGUGAGUGGAAGCCUUAUAUACUCACACUCUGUUGCUUUCUACCCUUACGCACCUCAACCCUCUGUGCGGACACUAACAUUCACAUCAUCCCGUGCCCUUAUCCAUCCAUCACUAACAUACCAAACGCCGCCAUGAGAGUCAGGAUGAGGAUGUUGCUGCUGUGUCUGGCAGCAGCUAUUUGUGUGUCAAACGCUCAGACCAACAACAGCAACAAUGACAACAGGCAGCAGCAGCAACAGCAGCAGCAACAGCAGCAGCAGCAGCAGCAACGCAGCAUCUGGGACGAGCCCAUCAGAUUCAGCACCAAGUCCAAAGACACCUGCACCAUGGUGGUUUCUGGAGCCGGGGACUACACUCGCCUGCGUGUCUCAUGCAAAGGUCCAAGCCAGGGCCAGACCGCCGGGCGCUCCUACUACUGUGACUUCCAGGGCAAACCCAACCUGUGCCGUGCCUACAACCUCAACCCUCGCCACUACUUCACCCAGAUGAUGUGGGACAUGAGGAAGCUGAGCCACGCCUGCCAGGGACCCAAAAUCUACCGCUCGCAGAUGUGCAAGAAGUACCCUGACGAGGCCCAGAUGACCUUCCUUGCCGCCUGGCCCAAGACCACCACCCCCAAGCCUUCCAAGCCCGUCCAGGAGCGUAAACCAGUGGUCCCUGCUCAGGCUAAGCCUGCCACUACUCCUAAACCUGUCAAGCCACAGCCCGUCAAACCUCAGCCAGGCAAGGGCCCCCAGAACAAGAAGACCACCCCCAAACCUGGGAAGACCACUACUCGUCCCACAGACCAGAGUGAUUCCAAAGCAUCCCGCAUCGCCUCUGAGUACUGCUGGAAGAGCUUCCAUGGAGUCUGCAGCUACUUCAUCAGCUGGUUCCAAAACUGAGCCAAUACCAAAGACAAAGGUUGUCAACAGCAGUGAUGGACCCGGUCAGAACUCUCCUCAUCUGCCUUCGACCUCUCCAGGAUCCGUGAGGGAGCCUCUGGAGUCAUUCUGUCGUCUUGUGAGGUCCAACUUCCCUAACUGCAACAUCUUCUGGGCUGAGCCAAAAACAUUACACCUACACCUGUGUACGGUUAGCGGAUGACUGCUUGUGCUGUCAUGUACAUGUCUUUUUCUUUUUUUUAUCUGUAAAACACACACAGCAAGGCUAAGGGGAAAAUAUGGCAGGCAUGUGAUUCUGUUUGUAUAUGAUGUAAAAGUCCCUUCUUGUGUCACAUUACUGUGAAGGUAAAGAGAAUAAAGUCAAAGUGGUGACCUUG